Messenger RNA from Cuscuta campestris, 964 nucleotides. The record is from the annotation of a GenBank genome assembly. NCBI's taxonomy places the organism in Eukaryota, Viridiplantae, Streptophyta, Magnoliopsida, Solanales, Convolvulaceae.
AGCUGAAAAAGCUAAUAAUACACACAACUCUCGAUUUCUUGCUCUUGUUUAUUUCUUGUGAUCCAUUCUUCUGAAUUGGAUCAUUUGGUGGAUUUAUUGUCCAUCAAAUUGGUGCUUUCAUUGAGAGCUCGAGAAUCAUACUCAAGAAAAACCUCCCACCAAAAACAAUGGUGCAAACCUGUAGCAACGCAAACCUGGGUACUAGAAUCCCACUCCAGGGCGAGAAUAGUGCCACCGGAGGUCAGCACCCUCCCAUUAGCAUGACAGAGGUGGAAGCCCUCAUCCAAAGGGUCGGGAUCACCGCGGAGCAGUUCAAGGAGGUGAUGGCGACCCUAACCCCGAACCGCGAAGUUGUGGUGGAGGAUGCGACCAGGGAACCGGCUAGAGGGAAGGCUGGGCCUGCAGGCUCUGGGGGGGAAAAAGAAGAAGAAGGCAACUUUAAGACCCUUCAAAUCAAGGCAUACAACGGGACAACUGAUCCCCAAGACCAUCUCGCUCGCUUUGGGGCGAACGUGGUUAUGUACGCCUACCCUACAGAGAUCAAAUGCCAAAGCUUCCUAGAAACGCGAGAGGGACAAGCCUGCAAAUUGUUCCAUAAGCUGCCCAAAGGGUCGAUCGAUAAGUGGAGCGACUUGGCCCAUAAAUUUCUCGAGCACUUUGCAUCCAGCCAGAGACAGAAACUCACAUUCUCACACCUACUUAAUGUGAAGAUCCGGAAGGGGGAGCAACUCCGGGAAUUUAUCAAUAGGUGGGAGAAGGAGGCCAGGGACGUCCAGGGGGCGGACAACCAAGCCUUGAUCGCGAUGCUCCAAGCGGCACUCCCUCAGUGGGAUGUGCGCAAGGAGCUGCGACGGAAUCCAUUCUCUACCUAUUAGGAAAUGCUGGCUAGGGCAAAGUACCCGGUGUUAGAAGAAGAAGACGACGAGCCGCUCGUCUAGAAGGAGAAGAAAAGCGGACGACCAAC